Molecule: messenger RNA, 2543 nt
Organism: Orbicella faveolata
Lineage: Eukaryota; Metazoa; Cnidaria; Anthozoa; Scleractinia; Merulinidae
Product: octopamine receptor beta-1R-like
Biological process (GO): G protein-coupled receptor signaling pathway
Cellular component (GO): plasma membrane
Molecular function (GO): G protein-coupled receptor activity
Source: RefSeq, a predicted model, not a curated record
UUUGUGUGGUAUAUGAAUACCAAAACUGCAUAGGCAAUGAUAUGAAGGCGAAUGCAAUUAAAGAUUUACACUGCAAGUUGUAUUCGAAAAGUUUCUCAAAAUUGCACGAGCUUCUAGGCGAGAACAAUAUGAUAGAAUUUCAAAUAUAACAAGUAGAAAGAUUGGCCAAAUUUACUACUUCAAAAUCUAAUACCAUACUCAUUCAAAUUACAAAAUUAAACAACUGCACAGAAUAUGCGUAAAUGUUGCUCGACAAGAAAAUGGCGUCCACAGAGGCUGAACUGAAGUUUCGUCUCUACCGCGUGCUUAGUGGUGUUCUUCUGAAUCACUUUUUUCCUCCAAUGUCUUUAGAACAUUAUUUUAUCAAAAUGACAAUAAAGCGUUAUUUUAGUAGUGGCUAAAGGAUCUUAACAAAGGAUGAAAGAAACGUUUCUUUGGGCGGUUUCGCGAAAUUUGAUGCUCUUAUUUCUUUUGUCUUUUGAAAUCGAGAAAUUAAAACCUUGCGAAAUAUUGCCUAGCCGAAAUCGAGAAAUUGAGAACGCUUGAAAUUAACUAAGAAAGCAUAUUUAUUAGAAACACUUAAUUGUGAUCUUUUUGAUAUAGGUGACAGAAAUAAUUACAACCUUUAUAAGUUCCGUUAAGACACUUCGGUUAACAGAAGAGCUAUAGCGAAACGCAGCUGCUUUGACAAUACUUGUUUACGGUAUAUUCUCACUGAAUGUAAUAAGAAAAUACUUUAAACAAGUAUUGUCUCAAUGAAGACAUAAUCCAUACCAGCUAAUGCAAAUCGCAAUCUCGUAUCCAAGGUGUCUCUUGUAAUACAUAAAAAAUAAACAGACUGUCAGUUGAAUGAAUAAAUAUAUAUUUUGGCACCGUCUGGUCAUACAACUCAAAUGGACGCUGAGCACGGCUAUGGCCUAAUUGAGAUAAUUAUUUUCAUUUCCCGCCCUAGUUAGUUUGAUCUUUUUAUUUAUUUUCGUUAUCGUACCCGGGAAUACCGCACCUUCCGCUCCUUCUGGGUAUAUUACCAUCAAGGUUAGCAGUUAAUGGAAAUCUUAAUUGCGCACACGACACAGCUGCCUUAUGUGAAAGGAAGGCUCCCUUUCUUUGGCCAAUGGAAACGAAAAAAGAAAAAAGCAACUAUUGAAUAACGGCAGGUGGAUCAACAAUUUCAUUCGACAGUUAAUAUUUUUCGGUGGGCAACGAAUAAAUUUGCAAUUGACGCAAGUGAGGAAUCUAAUGUGUACUUUCAAAACAUAACGCAUGUUGAUUGUGUUAAUAAUGCUUCGGGAUUAAUCGGCAACAAUUCAUUUCUGAACAUCAGUUCUGAGGGUAGCAGGAGCCUGUAGAAAGCAACAUUUAAUUUGACAUCAGACCUUUUUACAUCUUUGACUAUUCCACGGCUGUUAAUUAGGGUGCCUCGGAAACAGAAAAACACCAAGCGAGUGACUCUGAAUACAGGACGUGUCAUAAACCAUGAACGCGCCAUUUGAUAACGCCACACAAGCUGACUGCCUCGUGGAAGUUCCUCUCCUUUCACUUACUGGUGAACGAGUUGGUAUUUUAGUUAACAUAAUCGCCAAUAUAGGGCUCAUGUUCACGGCAAUUUUGGGAAACGUUUCGAUCCUUCUUAGCUUUGUGUUUGCAUCGUCUUUACGUAAAACUUCGAACUAUCUUCUGCUUGGCUUAGCUUUGACUGAUCUUGGAGUGGGACUUGUUGUUCAUCCAUUGUAUAUCUCUGUGAUGUUAAGCGUCUACGCCAACUCUGCACCGCAUUGUACUGUUUUGGUUAUUUACAGCAUAUCGGUCUCAUUUUUAGCUGGCGUCUCUUUUCUCUACAUUGCAAUGAUUGGCUUGGAUAGAUGUUUAGCAAUCCGCCUGCACCUGCGAUAUGGACAGAUUGUGACUGAAAAACGAUCCGUCAUUACACAGGGAGCUGUAUGGGUAAUAAAUGGGUUGCUAUGCUUGGUUUGGUUAGCAGGUUUUCAAGUUUACUCCACGUUAGCGGCUGUUGUUGUUGCUAUUUCUCUUCUCGGUACACUUGCUGUUUAUGUUAAGAUCUACCAAGUGGUCAAACGGCAUAAAGCUCAAAUUCGGGAUCAAUUGACAGUGCAGUUGUCGGAAAUUGAGGUCAGUCGCUUGAAAAGAUUGCGGAAAUCGGCCGUCAACACUCUUUACGUGUUCUUCGUCUUCCUGUUAUGUUAUCUUCCCUUUUUCGUCGCCACAGCAAUAAACAACAUUUUAAAGUCUUCAAAUACAUCGGUUGUAUUGGCCUAUGAGUUCUCGGUUACAUUGAUGCUUUCUAAUUCUUCAUUGAAUCCACUGAUGUACUGCUUGCGUCUCCGAGAUUUCCGGACCGCUGUUAAGAAAACCUACAAGAGAAUAUUCUGUUUGGAUUCUGAACAUGAAUAAAACUACAGCAACGCCGAAACUUAUAAAGCCUGUGAAUCGUAAUUACUUUAAUCUUCUUAAAGAUGGUUAAUCAGGCUAUAGCGGGUUGUGUAUAAUUAUGACAACAGACGCAAUAAAAUGUACGCAUCAUG